AAACAAAUCUAUUUACUAGUGGGUAUUUUGCAACAUCUAUGAUGCGAAUUGAACAGUUUCAGUUUAGAGCUCGUUGUGAGCACAAUAGAGAUGUGGAGCAAAACUAAGAGUAUUCAAAUAAUUUGGGCUUUGCUGCUGAUACAGUUAGUUGCUGCCGGUACUACAAGACACGGUACGAGAUCAGAAGACCCAGCAGAUCACAGCACAAGUGACAAUGUGGAUGCCGAUGGCUACCAAACAUUCACGCGACAAGGUGUAACACUGCACAUAAAGCCUCAUUCGAGGACCAUACAAAUUGGUGGUGACAAUGCCAGCCCUGAGCAACUAUUGGAGCAAGCCAGGCAAGCAAAACAACUGGAUAUACUCGCUGUGCGCCAGCUGCUAAAUACGCGACAUCCCGUGAAGCGUACAACCUUCGAAAAUGGACAUAAGCAGACGAGCACAUACACGCUGGAAUCGGAUGGCAGCAUCUUAUGCAAGAUAGUGGAAGAUAUUGAUAUGGCCGAUGUGGAUCGGCGAUUUGAAGAUAUUUUCAAACAACAACGGGAAAAACAAGCUAAAGAGCAACCGAAUAAACUCAAUGAUUGGGAAUGGUCCGAUGACUAUGAUGAACCCGCGCCAAGUGUUUUCAAAGCGCCGCUGCAGCCGUUUCCCGCAGGUCAACCGUAUGUGCCAACGCCACCGCAAUCACCACAACCAGCAGAGCAACAACCAAGUUUUUACAAACCAACACGUUUAGAGCCAGCAUGGCCCGCGUCCGAUCGCGUGCCGACGCCACCGCAAUCACGACAACCAGCAGAGCAGCAGCCAAAUGUUUACAAACCAACAAGAUUACAGCCAGCAUGGCCGGCACCCGAUGAAGACGAUCCUUUCAAUCCACCAGGAUUGCCAGUAUUUAACAAUUUUGCCGAUGAUAAAGAUGAUUUGGAUACGUACGAUAAGCCCGCCUCGACACCUGUUGGGAAAACAAACACUAUUACGAAAACAAACACCGACAAAGAUGGCAAUAAAGUUUAUACGAGUACAACCUUAAUGACCGCACCAAAUGAGUGGAAUCGUAAAACUGUAAAAAUAUCGACGAACAAACAAUUUAGACCCAAUGCAGAACCAAAUUUACCAGAUUUAGACGAUUUUCUAAGAGAACAAUACAAUCCCAGCCCAAAGGGCAAACCAGAGUCUGCUGUGCCCAGCUUGACAACUUCAACAACACCCAGAACCAUAAAAACUAUCAAAAUUGAGGACUUACCACCUGUAGCUGUACUCAAUGUCAACAAGCCGGUCCAUGAACAAUUUCUACAACCACUCACUCCAAAUGCCGCCGCUGAUCAGAGACCCAUUAAAACAUUGCAUGUUGAUAAUAUACUACCGAGUUCGGUGCCUGAUACGGACCGCUACGAACGAACCAAAGUGCAGACGCUUACGAAAACCAUUACUGGUAAUCAAAUACCAACAGCUGCCGAUUUAGAUCCUAAAAUGUUGGAUAUGUUACAACGUGCUGGUAUAAAACCGGAAGACAUUGCCAAAGCAGAUGGUCAAACAAUAACCAAGACCCGUACGGAACCCGAUGGUCGUAUCGUGACGACUACAUAUCACAUAAAGCGAACGAAUCAUGGUCAAAAUCCUGAACCUUCUUCCUUCUUUUUACCCAGAGACUGGCGUAGAACAUUUGAAAUACCGCCUUCACGUAAUCAUAAGAGCGCUAGCCAUUUUGGCGUCGAUUUCUCGCCUUUUAUUGCUGGCUCUGUUGGAGCUACCAUCACCACCUCAACCACUGCGCGGCCAUUGAUACGCGACCGUGAGCCUUUGGAGCCACAAGUUGAGGACGAUGAAGUAGCUGCCACUUUGAAUCCUUUACUCAUACAUCCAGUACAACCGGCCGUUUCCGCCAGUGCCAAAAGUCCUAUCGCGGAUUUUUUGGCUAAAUUUGGUUUAUCGGUGGCUGAUGUGAACGCCAACAGAGGCGAAUAUGUCAAAACAAUUGUCGAUCCGGAUGGCAGUGUACUAACGGCUAGAUUUAGGCUAACUGGUAAAAUUGCUCACUCUUUCAAAUAGUAGUUAGAAAUUAGUCUAUAUUAUUUGAUUGAAUAAAAUAUUUUUACGAUAUAAAAAAUUAGAAGAAA
Molecule: messenger RNA, 2120 nt
Organism: Zeugodacus cucurbitae (melon fly)
Lineage: Eukaryota; Metazoa; Arthropoda; Insecta; Diptera; Tephritidae
Exons: 2
Coding region: 91-2052 (653 amino acids)
Source: RefSeq, a predicted model, not a curated record